Scheffersomyces amazonensis is the source of this 1114-nucleotide messenger RNA. It is a transcript of the gene RFC4, whose product is annotated as replication factor C subunit 4. Gene Ontology annotation, cellular component: Ctf18 RFC-like complex; nucleus; Elg1 RFC-like complex. Bases 103 to 1080 code for a protein of 325 amino acids. Gene Ontology annotation, biological process: DNA repair; DNA-templated DNA replication. Lineage: Eukaryota; Fungi; Ascomycota; Pichiomycetes; Serinales; Debaryomycetaceae. Gene Ontology annotation, molecular function: ATP hydrolysis activity; DNA clamp loader activity; ATP binding. The record is from RefSeq and is a predicted model, not a curated record. The transcript has a single exon.
UUUGACCGCCAAAACGCGUCGCUGAAAUAGUACAAGUUCAAUGUAGAGUAUUACACUAGACCUAUUAAUAUACCUAUAUAAAUAGUAUAUAUACCAUACCUUAUGGCUAAGACAUUUGCUACUUCAUUAGAACUUCCGUGGGUGGAAAAGUAUCGUCCUCAUAAAUUGGAUGAUAUAGUGGGUAAUGAAGAAACCGUGGAGAGAUUAAAGAGAAUUGCUCAAGAUGGGAAUAUGCCUCAUAUGAUUAUUUCAGGAUUACCUGGAAUUGGGAAAACUACAUCUAUUCAUUGUCUUGCAUUAGAAUUAUUAGGUCCCGAAUUAUAUCAUCAAGCAACAUUAGAAUUAAAUGCAUCUGAUGAUAGAGGUAUAGAUGUUGUACGUAAUAAAAUUAAACAAUUUGCUCAAACUAAAAUACUGUUACCACCAGGAAGACAUAAGAUUAUAAUUUUAGAUGAAGCAGAUUCAAUGACUCCAGGAGCUCAACAAGCAUUAAGAAGAACUAUGGAAAUAUAUUCUAAUACUACCAGAUUUGCAUUUGCAUGUAAUCAAUCCCUGAAAAUUAUUGAACCUUUACAAUCUAGAUGUGCAAUAUUAAGAUAUAAUAAAUUAGCUGAUGAUCAAGUAUUAGCAAGAUUAUUAGAAAUAGUUAAAUUAGAAAAUGUUCAACAUAAUAGUGAAGGAUUAGGAGCAUUAAUUUUUACAGCUGAAGGAGAUAUGAGACAAGCAAUUAAUAAUUUACAAAGUACAGUAGCAGGAUUUGGAUUUGUUAAUGAUAUUAAUGUAUUUAAAAUUGUAGAUCAACCUCAUCCAUUAGUAAUUCAAAAGAUUUUAUCUAGUUGUACAACUGAUAAAAAUAUAGAUCAAGCAAUAGAAUUAUUAGAUAGUUUAUGGAUUAAAGGUUAUUCAUCAAUUGAUAUUGUAACUCUGACAUUUAAAGUAGCUAAAUCUUUACCUGGGAUUGAUGAAAAGAAAAGAUUAGAACUUAUAAAAGAAAUUGGAUUUACUCAUAUGAGAGUUCUUGAAGGUGUAUCAUCAUAUUUACAAUUAUGUGGAUUAUUUGCUAAGAUAUGUGAUUUGUAAUUAUUAUUAUUAUUAUUAUUAUUAUAAUUUAUUA